GAAAAGGAGAAAAGAAGUUUAAAACUUGUACGGAAAGAUAAACGUCGAGAUGAAAUUCGGGAAAGAAUUCAAGAAGCAAAUGGUGCCUGAGUGGACAGAAGCCUAUAUGGACUAUAAUGGCCUCAAAAGGAUACUAAGAGAGGCCAGGCGUUGCAAGCAGAGUAAGCAUCCUGCAACACAAAACAGAGCAUUACGGCAGAAGCAGAUAUGGGAAAGAACCUUCAGUGGGCAAAACCUACAAUCUAGCAAUGUUCCAAGUAAGGGGGAUAUCGAGGACCAAGUCAUUGAUGUUGACACGUUGCGGCGCGAUGGUUCCAGAAAGGUUUACACGACCAAGUUCCUUAGGCAGUCUGAGGAAGGAGGAGAGGUUGAGGUAGUGUUUUUCAGAAAACUUGAUGAAGAGCUCAACAAGGUCAACACUUUUUACGAGGACAAGGUGGAGGCACUGUUGCAUGAAGCUACCCUUUUGAAUAAACAAAUGGAUGCUCUCAUUGCAUUGCGGAUAAAGGUGCAAAAUCCUCAUCUCAAUGGCUCUAAUCUAAAGAGACGUAAUCUUUCCAAUGUCUCUUUGAAGCUGCUCCCAACAAGAGACACCUGCAGCGGAGACAGGAGUCCAGGAAGGGAGCAUAUAGAUUCGACACCUGAAGUAGAUACAAAUGAUAAUCAUCAACAAGUGAAUUCAGUUAACACCACCAGUUGUAGUAGUGAUGAAGAUCCCCUAGAAAUUCUUGAGCGUGUGAAGAUUAACAAUACUCUAGAAUCUCCGAUUUCUACCAUAAAAGGUGUUUUCAAGGUUUCCAAAGAAAAGGAAUUGAGUUUUAAUAAACCAGAGCUGAGAAAAGUUGAAGAACGACUGAGACAUGUGUUUAUUGAAUUCUACCACAAGCUUCGUCUUCUAAAGCACUACAGUUUUAUGAAUCUUUCAGCAUUUUCCAAGAUCAUGAAAAAGUAUGAAAAGAUCACGUCAAGGAAAGCAGCCAGAUCAUACAUGAAGAUAGUGGAUAACUCUUAUCUUGGCAAUUCUGACGAGGUUACUCGUCUUCUGGAGAGGGUGGAGGCUAGCUUCAUCAAGAACUUUUCAAACUCAAAUCGUAGAGAAGGCAUGAAGUCAUUGAGGCCAAAAGCAAAAAGAGAAAAGCACCGUGUAACAUUUUUCUCAGGUUUCUUUUCGGGUUGCUCAAUUGCUCUACUGGUAGCUAUUGUUUUAAGAAUAGAAGCUCAUAAACUUAUGGAUAAGGAGGAGGGAACCCAGUACAUGGAAAAUAUUUUCCCAUUAUACACUUUAUUUGCAUAUAUUGUUCUACAUAUGCUCGUGUAUGGGGGAAACAUAUACUUUUGGAGGCGUUAUCGGGUCAACUAUCCAUUUAUAUUUGGUUUCAAGCGAGGAACUGAGUUGGGCUAUCGAGAAGUUAUCCUCCUCAGCACUGGUCUUACAGUACUUGCAUCAGCUGGUUUCCUUGCAAACUUGCACCUGGACAUGGACUCAAAUACUCAAGAAUACAAGACAGUCACUGAACUGGUUCCUCUGGGCUUAGUUACUUUUCUGUUUGUCAUCACCUUCUGCCCUUUCAACAUCAUAUUCCGUUCAAGUCGUAUCUUCUUCAUUAACUGUAUCUUCCGCUGUAUUUGUGCCCCUCUCUACCAGGUUACUCUACCAGAUUUUUUCUUGGCAGACCAGCUUACUAGCCAGGUCCAGGCUUUUAGGAUUUUUGAGUUAUACAUUUGCUACUAUGGAUCGGGAGAAUACUCAAGGAGGCAAAAGUGCCGUAGUCAUGGUGUCUAUAAUACCUUCUAUUUCAUUGUUGCUGUUAUACCAUUUUGGCUGCGCUUCCUACAGUGCAUUCGUCGAUUUUGUGAAGACAAAGAUGCAAUGCACGUGUUCAAUGCUGUAAAGUACUGCUCGACCAUUGUUGCAGUUCUUAUUAGAACAGCUUUUGAACUAAAGAAGGGAAUGAACUGGUUGGUGUUAGCACUAGUCAGCUCUUGUAUUGCAGUAGCGUUAAAUACAUACUGGGAUAUUGUUGUGGACUGGGGGCUUCUGCGAAGGCAAUCAAAGAACAAAUAUUUGAGAGAUAAACUUCUAGUUUCACACAAGAGUGUCUACUUUGCAGCUAUGGUCUUGAAUAUAGUACUGCGACUUGGUUGGAUGCAAUUGGUGUUAGGAUUCAGAUUGCAAUCCCUCCAUAAAAUGACCAUAACAACACUCUUUUCCUGCCUAGAAAUUAUUCGCCGUGGCAUUUGGAGCUUCUUCAGGUUGGAAAACGAGCACCUAAACAAUGUUGGCAAGUACCGCGCAUUCAAGUCGGUCCCGCUUCCUUUCAGUUACUAUGAGGCUGAUGAUGAUGAUGAUGAUGAUGAUGAUGAUGAUGAUGAUGAAGAAGAAGAAGAAGAAGAAGAAGACAAGGAUGAUGUCCACCAAGGCCAUGAUGCUUUUGCCCUUGCUUUGAGGAUGAUCCCAAGUCUUGAAAAAACUUUAUGAAGUCUUUGGUAUCUCUAUAUAUGCAUAGAAAAGCUUCUGUUAUGGGCAAAGGCCCAACAUUUAUGCUGGUGAACAUGGAGCAACAAUUCCUAAAGCCAGUAGGAUCUUUGGAUUUCAUUAGCCUCAGGUUCAUGUCAUGCCUUGUGCAUUUAAAAUCUCAUCCCCAAAAAAAUACAUUAUUUGAAGUAAUAGUAAUUGAUUUUAAAUGCCGUAGUAAAUUUUUUCUC
This is a messenger RNA of Corylus avellana, 2706 nucleotides long. RefSeq names its product phosphate transporter PHO1 homolog 10. Gene Ontology annotation, cellular component: plasma membrane; cytoplasm; trans-Golgi network. NCBI's taxonomy places the organism in Eukaryota, Viridiplantae, Streptophyta, Magnoliopsida, Fagales, Betulaceae. The record is from RefSeq and is a predicted model, not a curated record. Gene Ontology annotation, biological process: phosphate ion transport; cellular response to phosphate starvation. Gene Ontology annotation, molecular function: phosphate transmembrane transporter activity; inositol hexakisphosphate binding.